ACCUCAAUUCAGUUUAGCGUCUCACUGACUGCUCCCUCUCCCCUUUUCUCUCUCCUCCCAUUAUCUCUUCCCCCGGUGAUUUUUCCUCCUUUGAAGCCUUUUGACCGUUGUAGCCUCCCUCCCUCCCCUCUCUGCAACCCGCAGUCCCGCACUCCCUCUCUCUCUCUCUCCAGACUGCACAAAGCCUUCUUCUUCUACCACUCCUUGUUCUUGUUCACACACACAGCCUCCCAGAAAGAGAGAAGGUGGCCUCAGGGUUCGUUCAGGUCAUCUUCCUGUUCGUCGGCUUCAGCAGCAAUGCACUUGCUGCCAACAAGCGAACCUUCUACAGUUUUAGAAGUUACAAGCUCAGAAGUUAUGAUCCAAGCAUGACGGAUGCUUGAACAUUACAAUACAAGGCUAAGGAGAGAUGGGAUGUGCUGCUUCCAGGCUAGAAGAUGAGGAGGCUGUCAAGAUGUGCCGUGACAGAAUGGACUUCAUCAAGCAGGCACUGGAGCAGCGCAACCGCUUUGCAUCGUCUCACAUUGCCUAUAUUGAGUCCUUGAAGCAUGUUUCGAUGGCUCUCCAGCGGUUUGUCGCUGGAGAUGAUCACCAUGAGCUCAUCUUCGACCCAUUCAUCUCUCCUGUCAAGCAACAGAAGCCAGAGACGCUUGGCCUUCCUUAUGGUUCAUAUGAGAAGCGGACUGUUCAUGUUGCAAGGUACUUGAGGUCAGGACCAAACCCAUCAGUUUCAGUUGAGGAGCGCCCACGUCUGGUGGAAACAGUCCGCGUCGAAUCACAUUACCCCAUGGACAGCGACAGCGGCAUGGAUAGGUUCUUGCCAAUGCAUUCCUCACCGAUGAGAUCGUCUUCUUACUAUCCACCACCUUAUAACAGGCCAAGCUACCCACCUCAAUCAGCCCAGGAACCAGUGAGGAAUUCUUCCUGUUACAUGCCUUAUGACAGGCCAAGCUAUGCACCUCCAUCACUCCAGGAGCCAAUGAGGACUUCUUAUUACGCGUCUCAUGACAGGCCAAGCUAUGCACCUCCAUCACCCCAGGAGCCAAUGAGGACUUCUUAUUACGCGUCUCAUGACAGGCCAAGCUACCAACCUCCAUCACCCCAGGAGCCAACAAGGACUUCUUAUUAUGGGUCUUAUGACAGGCCAAGCUACCCACCUCCGUCACUCCAGGAUCAGGACCAGGAACCAUCAUCGUGGGACUUCUUCUGGAACCCAUUCUCGUCGCUGGAAAGCUUUGCACCCCGUCCUCGGAGUAGCUAUGACAAUGGUGUCACUGAUGAUGAAUUGGCACGGUUACAGCGGGUAAGAGAGGAGGAAGGAAUCCCAGAACUUGAAGAGGAAGACGAUGAGUGCCAAGAACAUGUACAAAUGCACAACAGAGAGAAAAAUGAAGAACAUGAUGAUGAGGACGAUGAUGAAGAUGAGGACGAGGAUGAAGAUGAAGACGAAGACGAUGAAUGUGGGCAUUCAGAUGAGAGAUGUAUGGCUUCUAAUGAGGGUGCCUGCCCAGUGAAUUUUGAGGUCAAUGCCAAGCAAGAAACAAAGGGAUUUGGAUCCAAAGGUGUUCAGUGCACUGAAGCACCAGAACCUCGCAAGAUAGUAGAACUUGAAAUCAAGGCACAUAAGAAAGAACUGAUGAGGAACAAAGUAGCAAAUGCAGAAGAAACUCCUGGUUUCACAGUAUAUCUGAACAGAAGGCCUGCGAGUCUAGUCGAGGCCAUGAAGGAUAUCGACAGUCAGUUCUUGGGGAUAUGCGAUGCUGCUCGGGAAGUCUCAUUGAUGUUGGAGGCAUGUAGAGCUCAAUACUCAACCUCAAACGACCUUUCCGUAAAGAUGCUAAACCCAGUUGCACUUUUACGCUCCGCAUCGUCCCGGUCAUCAUCGUCCCGGUUCCUUCUUGCUCCCUCUAGCUCAAUAGAGGAUCUAUAUGACAAUGAGACAAGCAGCUGCUACUCUGAAGAAUCUUGUAGUACAAUGUCUGGAAGUCAUCACUCUACCUUAGAUAGACUGUAUACAUGGGAGAAGAAAUUAUACAAGGAAGUAAAGGCGGGUGAACGGUUAAGAAUCGAGUAUGAGAAGAGGUUGACGCAUUUGAGGAACCAGGAUGUGAAAGGCGAGGAACCUUCAUCUGUCGAUAAGACUCGAGCAGCAUUGAGAAGCCUGCAUACUCGGUUGAAGGUGUCAGUACACACAGUUCAGUCGAUAUCAAGGAGGAUUGAAAUUCUAAGGGAUGAGGAGCUGCACCCUCAGCUUAUGGAGUUGAUCCAAGGGCUUUCUCGAAUGUGGCGCGCCAUGGCUGAACGUCACAAGGCUCAGAAGCGCACCAUCGAGGACGCCAAGCUUCUCUUCCACCAACACCACCCCUCGGCUGCCACCGCCAUCUCCCUUGGCCCUCCGGAGGCAGCAACGCCCCCUCCGGCCGCCGUCGCACUCGAGUGCGAGAUCCGGGCCUGGCGAGGAGCCCUGGAGACCUGGCUGUCAGCGCAGCACGCCUACGCGCGCGCACUGGCCGCGUGGGCGCGCAGAUGCCUCGGCAUUGGGGGCGGGGCGCGCGCCGCCCAUGCCGCCGCGCUGCCGCCGGCGUUCCUGGUGUGCAUGGAGUGGGCGCGCGCGGUUGACGCGGCGUCCGAGGCGCGCGUGAUGGACGGGCUGGACUUCUUCGUGGCCGGCGUCGGGUCGGUGUGCUCAGGCGCGGCCACCGGCAUGGAGGGCAUGGAGGGGCGCGUGCUCUGCGCCGGCAUGGCCGCGGUCACCGGCGCCAUGGCCGAGUUCGCCGCGGCAUCGGCGGACAGCUACGACGCGGGCGUCGCAGCCGUGGUCGCCGCCGCGCGCGCGCCGGAGCGCGGGAAAGAGGAGAACCUGUGACAACACCACAGCACUAGCAACUCCU
Phragmites australis (common reed) is the source of this 2891-nucleotide messenger RNA. RefSeq names its product protein ROLLING AND ERECT LEAF 2-like. The transcript has 6 exons. NCBI's taxonomy places the organism in Eukaryota, Viridiplantae, Streptophyta, Magnoliopsida, Poales, Poaceae. The record is from RefSeq and is a predicted model, not a curated record. Bases 410 to 2866 code for a protein of 818 amino acids.